Messenger RNA from Harmonia axyridis, 3737 nucleotides. RefSeq names its product transcriptional repressor p66-alpha (gene simj). The transcript is spliced from 10 exons. The record is from RefSeq and is a predicted model, not a curated record. NCBI's taxonomy places the organism in Eukaryota, Metazoa, Arthropoda, Insecta, Coleoptera, Coccinellidae. Gene Ontology annotation, cellular component: NuRD complex. Bases 348 to 2060 code for a protein of 570 amino acids. Gene Ontology annotation, biological process: negative regulation of transcription by RNA polymerase II.
GUUCAAUCGUCUGUUUUAAUAUAUCAGUGAGAAUGAGUAAGAUAUGUUUACUCCCGGUUAAAAUUUCUUAUUUUGUUACAUAAAUAAUCACUUAUGGGAAUUAAUUGUCUAUCGAUUGAUGAAAGAUAGAUAAGAAUUGUUUGAUUGUGCGAAAAAUACAUUAAGUUGGAGUUUUUGAUUAAUUUCAGUUCUAUGAAAUGUGCUGUGUGUAUACGGUGUACAGGAAGAUAAUCGAUUUGUCAACGCGAAGUUUAGAUUACAAUUUUCGGUGCACUAAUUGACCCAGCAGAGUACGGAUUAUAAGCAUCUAAGCUUUAUAUGAAUAUUACUUCACCAUACAAAACACAAUGGAGAUUAAUGAUAAUAUUGUCGAUCUGAGCGUAAGUUCAAUAAGAUCUUCUCCUUCUAUACCUACAAACAUUCCACCAAGUCUCAACAUCACGCCAGUUGUGAACAGCCAACCUUUAUCCAGCAUUAAUCAUCCUCCAAAUAGUAGAAGGAUACUCCGUCCGAGAACUGAACCACGCAGCUAUGUUGAAAGUCCCGAUAUCUUGAUAAACGGAACUUUUGACAGGCCUCGCACAAAUGGUAACUCAACUGGAUAUACCAGCGAUUCUAGUGACGGAGAAAUGCCCCCAAUGACCCCCAUAAAAGAAUUAAGCCCUUAUGAGAUAAAGCAGAGGGAUCGUUGUCUGAAGCGUAUAAGGGAGGAAUUGAGGUCUGAAGAAAUGAAGCUGGUUCUUCUGAAAAAGCUGAAGCAAUCCCAACAGCUGAAGGAAAAUGUUGCAGUUUUACCUCCUAGCAUACCCUCUUCGGCUCUACCACCUAAAGGUCUUCCAAGUGGAUUGAGCAUUACACCAACGACUGUUAAAGUUCCUGCUCAAAAGAGUUCUCCACAACCCUCUGUCUUGAUGAGACACCCUGUAUCGCACAAGCCUGGUUCAGGAAAUGCUCCUCCAUUACUUCGAGGCCAACCUCCUGCAUCACGUAUUACGGCUCACCCAAUACCAAUGAACGCUUCUCCGAUAAAUAACAGAGGGGCGAAUCUGUCUGUACCACAACCACCAAGAAACUACAAUAGGGUGCCAGGAUAUCCUCCUGGAGUUAAGGACUUGUCUCCUUCUGUGACUAUAACUCCGGCACCUCCUCAGCCUCCAAAGGAACGACCUAGGGAAGAUAAUCAAACUCCAGCACAGAGGCAGGCUGCGGCUAAGUUGGCGUUGAGAAAACAACUGGAGAAAACAUUGUUACAGAUCCCACCACCGAAACCACCACCUCCAGAGAUGCAUUUCAUACCGAAUCCAAGUAAUACGGAAUUCAUAUAUUUGGUCGGUCUCGAACAUGUAGUCGAUUUUCUAACGAAGGAAACUAAAAUGCCUCUGCCCCCCUCUCCGUAUAAUUGUAGUCAGUGUAAUUCAGAUUUUACGCCAGUUUGGAAAUGGGAAAAAGUUAAAGGAAAAGGCAAAAUCGUUAUAUGCGAGCAAUGUGUUACGAAUAAUGUUAAGAAAGGUUUGAAAGCAGAACACACUAACCGUUUAAAAACUGCCUUCGUCAAGGCAUUGCAGCAGGAGCAAGAAAUCGAACAGAAAUUAGCACAGAAUGGAUCGUUUACAUCUAGUAGUCCCGCCGCCUCGCCUGUCACACCUGAAGUAGUAUCUACCCCGAAACCGGCCACGCCUACCCCCACGCCCAUUCCCAUGCCACGUCACGCAGCUACUCCGCCCACUCCUAGUGCGCAGCCAACACCUCCGCCGCCACCACCGCAGCAGAGGAGUUCUCACAUACCGCAUCAGGACAAAUUUUCACAGAACGCGGCUGCGGUUCAGGCGCUGCAACAGCAGAUUCUCAGAUCUCUAUCAGCAGGAGGCCCUCCUGGUGCACAUAUGUUUUCUCCUCUGUUUUACCCUUAUCAAUUGGCAGCGAUGGCGCAAGUUGCGGCUAGUAGUAAUAAGAACAAUUCCAACAACUUAGCGGAAAUGCAAAGAGCAGCUGAUAUCCAGAGACAGUAUCUCCUCGACAUGAUACCUGGACCUGGUCAAAGACAUAACUGGAAAACAUGAUGUUAUAGUGAUAUGACAUAGUUAUCCUGUUUGUAUUUGUAUUUAUUAUAAAUUAUCGCUUCAGCAUUGACACGACUUAUGAUGACAAGUUACAAGAAGGAAUUCUAGUAUUGUUGCUGUUUGAACUGUUAAUGAGGCUUGUCGAUAUCUUUCGAAGGAAGAUAAAGAAGUAUGUACUUUUAUAAGCUUUUGAUAAAGAAAUACUUUUCUGCAUCAAUUGUGUUUUGGAGUUAAUUUUUAUUUUCACAAAUUUUAUCACACACAGGCACUAUACCAAAAGGCCCAAAAAAUUGUAAAGUACCAAAAAUUAGUUCUCGCAUUUCAAACAAAAAAAAGCUAUCAGACUGAAUUUUUCGAUGGAAGUGAGAAACGUUGCCAGAUAUUCCCAAAACGGUUUACAAUAGGGCUUGUUUCACUUUGAGUUAAUAAUAACGUUCAUGUCUAAUUGAAAUAUUGAGACUUUUCAACGAAAGAAUGCCUACUACAAUAUAUAUUUUAUUGUUGGUUUUCAAAUUCAUAAUUUCACCAUAUGGUAGCAUCUCAUCGCAUGGAUAAAAUUAAACAAUUUGAAUCAUCAACAGUUCAGAAACAGGAAUGGAUGUGUCAUUCAAAAUUUGAAUUUAACGUUGUGCUAUUGAUAAAAUUUCGAUGUUUUUAAGUUUACCAAUACAUUUCUAUUCUGAUAAGAGUGACACUUUGGUCAUUUGAGUGAGAAUGCUGACCUAAAAAUUUUUCAAUGUGGAACCACAUGAGAAGUCUACUGUUAUGAUUGAUAGUGUGAAAUAGAAAUAACCACAAUUUUUUCUGAAAUAAAAUGUUCAAUUUUACAAGUGGACUAUUAAUAAUAAACGAAUGGGUUGAUAUUGUAUUCUACAUUUCUGUGUAAGUAACAUUUUUUUCUUCUUAAUUUCGAGCAAAUGUUAUCUUUUUUGACUCGAAUGAAAAAUCUCCUUCCUUUCAGGAUCAAAAUUUAAUUUUUUUUUUUUUAUUUUUAAUAGUACACUUGUAGGAACCUUCAUAGAACAGUACUAUGGAUUUAUGGCACACCUUUUGAUCAUUUUGAAGCUCAAAUCUGAAUUUAAAAUUAUUCCAAGUAGAAAUAAAUUAUGUAAAAAAAAACUAGAAUCUUUAUGCUUGUCGUUCUUUUAUUGUAAAUUUUUUCAAUAGUUUAAUUUAAUAUGGAUUCAGAUUUACAAAAAAAAAAAAGGAUAAAUACUUCAUUUCAUAUUUUGUUUUCAGUUUCCAUGUACAAAUUAAUAUAAGUUUCUGGCAUUUAGUUGAAUAUAAUAUUCACUGCUUUCCGCACAAAUAUUUGGAAGUCUUGAAAUUUUUUUUUAAGUUUUGCAUAAAUUGAAUAGAUCAAUUCUUUUGGAUACGAAAGAUGAUGUAUGCCUGAAUGAGAAUCGUUAAAAUUUGUAAGUCAUCUGGUUCUUUACUUAGGAAUUUGCCAUAAUGAAGCAUAAUUUCCCUGUGAUUAUAAAUGUAACCGUGAAAUAUUUUCAGGUUUAUGUUGUAAAGGCUUUUCAUCUUGUAGUGAAUUUCUGUAAAUAGUUGGUUUUAUAAAUAAGUAUUGUAUUAUAAAUGGACUUUGCAAACUAAAGUGAAUAAUUUGCUCACACUUUGAUGUCAAUAUUUAUACAAACUUUAUUGAAUAAAUCUGUUUUGGAUUAUCAUUUA